UUAGUGACUCCUUGUCAUUGUCUCAACGUGACAAUAAAGAAGACGACGACGGAGCUGGACAAAACUUUGCCGGUAAAGUGUGUGGCGCCUUUCCUUUAAAGUUAUUAACUUAUUACACCCAUCGCCACCACGAAUUCAGAUCAAAAAGAGGUGCAGUUCUGCUUAGUUGGAAAACCAUGAAACAUUUGAUCUCACAUCAAACUUAAAUCUUGAUGAUCCUCUAGUUUUUCAUCAACUUUGGACUAAGUUGUUGGAUGUAGAUGGUAUUGCACAUCACAUGAGAGAGUGAACUUACGUUCUGAAUUUCGUUUAAAGUAAUGGCUUCUUCUGGAGACUCAUGGAUCCGGGAGUAUAAUGAAGCACUGAAAAUUGCGGAUGAUAUCACUAACAUGAUAUCUGAAAAGAGCUCAUUGCCCGCUUCAGGCCCAGAAGUGCAACGUCAUUCAUCCGCUAUAAGGAGGAAGAUCACAAUAUUAGGAACUAGACUUGAUAACUUACAGUCUCUCCUGUCAAAGCUUCCUGGAAAGCAGCCUUUGACUGAGAAAGAGAUGAAUCGUCGCAAGGAUAUGCUUGCAAAUUUAAAAUCGAAAGUAACCCAGAUGGCCUCCACAUUGAACAUGUCAAGCUUCGCCAAUAGGGACAGCUUGCUUGGACCAGAAAUAAAGCCGGUUGAUGCUAUGAGCAGAGCAACAGGCCUUGAUAAUUAUGGUGUUGUCGGUCUUCAACGGCAAAUUAUGAAAGAGCAAGAUGAGGGCCUUGAGAGUUUGGAGGAGACAGUGAUGAGCACCAAACAUAUAGCACUGGCAGUUAAUGAAGAACUUGGCUUGCAAACAAGACUUAUUGAUAACCUGGACGAACAUGUUGAUGUUACAGACUCAAGACUUCAGCGAGUGCAGAAAAAGCUUGCAAUUUUGAACAAACGCACAAAGGGUGGUUGCUCUUGCAUGUGCCUGCUUUUAUCGGUGCUUGGGAUUGUAGUUCUUGUUGUGGCAAUAUAUAUGUUGAUCAAGUAUCUGUAAAUGCAAAAGAACCAGUGCCUUGGGAGUGUGUGUAUGAGAAGUGUCUGUGAGUACUUGAACAUUUCUUUCUGUUUCCUCCUGUGUAAUCGAUAUUUUUGUGAUUGUGAUCACAUCAGUGUGUUGAGACUUGAGACAGCUUUGAACUCGUUUUCCUACUUGAUAUGCUUUCUUAUGUAGAAAAGACAUCGAGAGCAGCUUAUAAAGUCUAUUAAUAGUACUAGGUUUGAGUAGUUUUUCUGAUAA
Nicotiana tabacum (common tobacco) is the source of this 1262-nucleotide messenger RNA. Its product is annotated as syntaxin-51. Gene Ontology annotation, cellular component: endomembrane system; SNARE complex; membrane. Gene Ontology annotation, molecular function: SNARE binding; SNAP receptor activity. Lineage: Eukaryota; Viridiplantae; Streptophyta; Magnoliopsida; Solanales; Solanaceae. Gene Ontology annotation, biological process: vesicle fusion; intracellular protein transport. The record is from RefSeq and is a predicted model, not a curated record.